AUGAGCACCAUCCAAAAUCUCAAGAAUUUCAUACGUCAUGGCAAACAAGCCCGCCUGGUGACGCCUCAUGCCGAACCCACCACCAAUGUCUCGCCCAUCCAUGCCGAACAACAGCGUCAACCCCAGCGUUCCUACCCUCCCGCUGCCGGUAACCUCGAUGCCAUCGACAGUCGCUUGGGUAACGGUCAGGGUCAGGCUCAGGCUCAGGCGCAGCCUCAGCCUCAGCCAUCCCAGAAAUCGCCCGAUCUGCCCACCCGUCGUGCUCGCGAGGCCGAAAUCGAACAGAUCGUCGCGGAGGAAAAGAGUAUUCGGUCAAAGAUGCCCAAAUAUCCCGGGCUCGAGCGAUGGAUCCUACUGGAGAAGAUGGGCGAUGGCGCAUUCAGCAACGUCUAUCGCGCCAGAGACACCACGGGCCAAUUCGACGAAGUGGCCAUUAAGGUGGUCCGGAAGUUCGAAAUGAACAGUAAUCAGCGUGCCAAUAUCCUCAAAGAAGUUCAAAUUAUGCGACAGAUUGAUCACCCAAAUAUUGUCAAGUUGAUUCAUUUCUCUGAAUCACCGCAGUAUUACUACAUUGUCUUAGAGCUGUGUCCGGGAGGGGAACUAUUCCACCAGAUCGUCCGAUUAACCUACUUCAGCGAAGAACUCAGUCGUCACGUUAUCGUCCAGGUUGCCAAGGCGAUCGAGCACCUUCACGAGAUAUCUGGGGUCGUGCACCGGGACAUCAAGCCUGAGAAUCUUCUCUUCUAUCCCAUCCCCUUCAUACCCAGUAAAAACCCCAAGCCCCGCCAACCCGGCGAUGAGGACAAGAUAGACGAAGGCGAGUUCAGUCCCGGCAAGGGUGCCGGCGGAAUUGGAACGAUUAAGAUCGCCGAUUUUGGUCUCUCCAAGGUUAUUUGGGAUAGUCAGACCAUGACCCCCUGCGGUACAGUCGGUUACACGGCUCCCGAAAUCGUCAAAGACGAGAGAUACUCCAAAAGUGUCGACAUGUGGGCUCUGGGUUGUGUUCUCUACACCCUCCUUUGCGGUUUCCCACCUUUCUAUGAUGAGAGCAUCCAAGUCCUGACGGAAAAGGUGGCGCGGGGCCAGUACACCUUCCUAUCGCCAUGGUGGGAUGAUAUCUCCAAGUCAGCACAGGACCUGGUCUCCCAUUUGCUGACAGUCGACCCCGAUAAACGGUUCUCGAUCAAGGAAUUUCUUGCUCAUCCAUGGAUCCGCGGGAGCAACGAAGAAACGCAAGCCGCCUCGGACGCUCCCCCUCUGGCCACUCCCCUUUCCUCGCGUCAAAUGCAGCAGCAGCCUUUGGAUGCCGUCGCAGCGGAUCAGGCGCCGUACGCGCCCGCGAGCGCGCGCCUUGCAGACCAGCCUUCCGCAGGGUUGGAACGUCCCAUGGAUUUCCGGUCCCCUGGAGCAAUUAAUCUGCGUGAAGUCUUCGACGUAGGCUAUGCUGUUCACCGCCAGGAGGAGGAAGCCAAGCGACGGAAUAACUUCAAGCACGUCUACCGCGGCAACAAUCCUGCGGCUGCGUUUCAGUCCGCGCUGAACCCGCUGAAUGAAGACUAUGAUGAAGAUGAUGAGGCAGAAAUCAGCUAUCGAACCAUCCCGGAUGAUGAAUAUCCUCCUCCUGCCAAGGUCCAAAAGAACUCUAAUAACCAGGCAAAUGAUGUGGCCAUGAUGGAGGCAAAAUUGCGCUCGACUAAUCUAAGUGCGGCUCCGAGUCUCGAUGCACAACCCCGCCAGGCGCACCAACCGCGACAACAGCAAGGCUACGGACAACAUAGCGCCCAAGUCGCAGCAGCCGCGAGGCAGAAUAUUGCUCGGACAGCGCGGCAACCCUUCGAACUCAACUUAGACAAUGCAUCACUACUAGAAAGAAGAACCAGGCGGCAACAGGGACAGCCUGUGAUGUAA
This is a messenger RNA of Aspergillus tanneri, 1908 nucleotides long. RefSeq names its product serine/threonine-protein kinase. The record is from RefSeq and is a predicted model, not a curated record. Gene Ontology annotation, biological process: protein phosphorylation; mitotic DNA damage checkpoint signaling. Gene Ontology annotation, cellular component: nucleus. The coding region runs from base 1 to 1908 and encodes 635 amino acids. The transcript is spliced from 3 exons. Gene Ontology annotation, molecular function: protein serine/threonine kinase activity; ATP binding. Lineage: Eukaryota; Fungi; Ascomycota; Eurotiomycetes; Eurotiales; Aspergillaceae.